AUGAGCGCCGGCGCCGUGAGCCCGCGCCUGUGCCCCGAGCAGAGCGCCGCGGGAGACCAGGGCAGCGCGCGGCGGGGGGCCACGGCCGAGGAUGCGUUCAAGGACAUUUCCGUGUACUUCUCCAAGCAAGUGUGGGCGGAGAUGGGAGACUGGGAGAAGAGCCGGUACCGGAACGUGAAACGGAACUACGAAGCGCUGCUUACCAUCGGGCUCAGGGCGCCUCGGCCGGCCUUCAUGUGCCACCGCAGGCGGGCCAGCAGACGCCGGGACGAGGACGCCGAGGACUCGGAUGAGGAGUGGACGCCAAGGCAGCAAGUCAAACCUUCUUGGGUGGCCUUCAGAGUGGAACAGAGUAAACAACAGAAGGGAAUGCGCACGGCACCAUUAAGUAAUGAAUCCAGAUUGAAGGAAUUGUCAGGAACAGCAAAAUUGCUGAAGACAAGUAGCUCUGAACAGGUCCAGAAACCAGUGUCUCCUCUUGGAGAAGCAAGUUCCUCUCAACAGCACUCUAGACGAAAAUUGGAACUCAGGAGAAAGGAGGUUGGAGUGAAGAUGUACAGCCUACGAGAAAGAAAGGGCCAUGCAUACCAAGAGGUCAGCGAGCCACAGGAUGACGACUACCUCUAUUGUGAGAAUUGUCAGAAUUUCUUCAUUGACAGCUGUGCUGCUCAUGGGCCCCCUAUAUUUGUAAAGGACAGUGCAGUGGACAAGGGGCAUCCCAACCGCUCAGCCCUCACUCUGCCCCCUGGGCUAAGAAUCAGACCAUCGGGUAUCCCUGAGGCUGGGCUUGGCGUAUGGAACGAGGCGUCUGAUCUGCCAUUGGGUCUGCACUUUGGCCCCUAUGAGGGCCAGAUCACAGAAGAUGAAGAGGCAGCCAACAGCGGAUACUCCUGGCUGAUCACCAAAGGGAGAAACUGCUACGAGUAUGUGGAUGGAAAGGAUAUAUCUUGGGCCAACUGGAUGAGGUAUGUGAACUGUGCCCGGGAUGAUGAGGAGCAGAACCUGGUAGCCUUUCAAUAUCACAGGCAGAUCUUCUACCGAACCUGCCGGGUUGUCAGGCCGGGCUGUGAACUGCUGGUCUGGUACGGGGACGAGUACGGCCAGGAGCUGGGCAUCAAGUGGGGCAGCAAGUGGAAGAGAGAGCUCACGCAGAACCAAAGCUAGAGAUCCAUCCAUGUCCCUCCUGCUCUCUGGCCUUCUCCAGUCAGAAAUUCCUCAGCCAACAUGUGGAACGCAAUCACCCCUCUCAGAUCCUCCCAGGAACAUCUGCAAGAAAUCACCUCCAACCAGAGGAUCCCAGCCCAGGUGACCAGAAUCAGCAGCAGCAACACUCUGAUCCACACAGCUGGAAAGACAAAGCUCACAGUCAAGAGGUCAAAGAAAGGUCCAAACCUUUGCUUAAAAAGAUAA
This is a messenger RNA of Equus quagga, 1410 nucleotides long. RefSeq names its product PR/SET domain 7 (gene PRDM7). Gene Ontology annotation, cellular component: nucleus. The record is from RefSeq and is a predicted model, not a curated record. NCBI's taxonomy places the organism in Eukaryota, Metazoa, Chordata, Mammalia, Perissodactyla, Equidae. Gene Ontology annotation, molecular function: histone H3K36 methyltransferase activity; protein binding; histone H3K4 methyltransferase activity. Gene Ontology annotation, biological process: positive regulation of reciprocal meiotic recombination; regulation of DNA-templated transcription. The transcript is spliced from 10 exons.